CGCCACUAGCGCUGUGGGCAUGGAAUAGCAGUGUGGAGGAACGCCGCAAUGGGCUUGGACUUGGACAGGUAUUGCAAUUAGUAUUAGUUAGCUACUUACAACUACUUCAAUAUGCUCUAAAGCGGUGGUAGUGGCUGUGAUUCCGUAUCGCGACCAGAUAUUUACUGUAACAAUAAUAGAGUUAGUCGAGUUCGUGGAUCGUGUGCAUACGUGCAAUGGAGAUAGUAGGUUGUUGCAGCUGGACCACCGUCCUAGCGCCGCUGGCCGGGAUCCUCUUGUUUAUAUGGCUGGCCAAGAGAAGCAGGAGAUCUUCCCAGGGUAAUCUGCCGCCACAGAUCAAAUCACCGGUACCUUUCAUCGGCUGUGCCAUUAAGUUUGGCGAGAACCCCAUCAAGUUCCUGCUGGAUGCGUAUGACAAGCAUGGUUCAGUGUUUCGUUUCCAAAUGAUGGGCAGUUCUUUCACGUAUCUGGUUGGAUCGGAUGCAGUGUCGACAUUUUUCAGCUCUAAGAAUGAAGACUUGAACGCCGAGGAGGUAUAUUCACGUUUGACUACACCUGUGUUCGGCGAAGGUGUCUGUUACGACUGCCCUCAUCAGGACUUUUUGGAGCAGAAGCGUAUCUUCAAAUCUGGACUGACAAUAGCCCGCUUUGAGGCGUAUGUUCCCCUAAUCGUGGAGGAGACCAAAGACUACUUUGCGAAGUGGGGCGAUCAGGGAAAACAGAACCUCUUUGAAGCUCUAUCGGAGCUCAUCAUCCUCACAGCCAGCAGAUGUCUACAUGGACCAGAAAUCCGUGGUAUCCUAGAUGAGCAUGUUGCUCAACUCUACAAUGACCUGGAUGGUGGAUUCUCACACGAAGCAUGGCUGUUGCCGGGUUGGUUGCCUCUGCCAAGUUUCAGGACGCGUGAUAAGGCACACAAGGAGAUGAAGAAGAUCUUCUAUAAGGCCAUUGCUGAUCGCCGGGCUUCCAUUGCUUCAGGCACAGUGGGCCACACUGACAUGCUACAGACUAUCCUGGAUGCAACGUACAAAGAUGGGCGUGGUAUGACUGAUGAUGAGAUUGCUGGCAUGUUGAUUGGUCUGUUGAUGGCUGGUCAGCACACAUCCUCCACCACCAGUGCUUGGCUAGGAUUCUACCUGGCACAGAACAAAGAAUUCCAGGACCAGUGCUUUGAAGAAGUUCACGAGCGCGUUGGUGACUGCGAGUCUCUAGAUGGGCUGAAGGAUUGUGCGUUCCUGGAGAUGUGCCUGCGUGAAACAUUGCGCCUGCGACCUCCACUCAUGACUGUCAUGCGCUUGGUGAAGACCCCACAGAAAGUGCUCGGGUUUGACAUUCCAGUCGGAGAGCAGGUGUGUGUGUCGCCGUCCAUCAACCAUCGUCUGGAGAAGAACUGGAAGGAUGCGAACACAUUCUCUCCAGACAGAUUCAUGGAGCGAUUGGAGGGUGAGCAGAAGUUUGCCUACGUGCCAUUUGGAGCUGGCCGACACCGCUGCAUUGGCGAGUCCUUUGCUUAUGUGCAAAUCAAGACCAUCUGGUGCACCCUGCUGCAGAUGUACGAGUUUGAGCUAGUGGAUGGCUACUUCCCUGAAAUCAACUUCCGCACAAUGAUCCACACACCGACUAACCCGUUCGUUCAUUACCGGCGACGCAAGACCGCGUAAACUGGUCUCACCUCCUCUCAACAAGCAAUUUUAAACCCCUGUAUACAUCAUAGUUAUACUAUUUCUGUAGGUGUUAAACCACUGUACAUAUCACAAUUAUACUAUUUCUGUAGGUUCCUGGCACUGAAUGAGGAGUGCUUGCGUUACACUUUACACAACAUUGUCACAUCUAGCAGAUAAAUUAUUUCUUAUCAAAAUUGUUCUGGUCAGAGCACAGAUAUGACAUAGUUAUAGUAUUUAAAAAUUGUUGUUUUCUAUAUUCACCCCGUCCCUGGCAAACUAUUCGGAGAAAUCUACCUGGCCGUUUUGUCACGGAAAGGUGAUUUGUGAUGAGAUUUUAGAGCUUCUUUGUCGGCAGCUGACAAUGGAGACCUUCUACUGAUUGCAGUUGCCGUGGAAACGUACUGCUAUCACCAGAUAUUUCACCCUGCAUUUUGCCUUCCCCCUGUAAAUUGUUCGGAUCGUGACUUGAUUAUUUCUCAGUGAAGCAAGGCUGAAUGAAAGGUCA
This is a messenger RNA of Sycon ciliatum, 2169 nucleotides long. Its product is annotated as lanosterol 14-alpha demethylase-like. Lineage: Eukaryota; Metazoa; Porifera; Calcarea; Leucosolenida; Sycettidae. The transcript is spliced from 14 exons. Bases 216 to 1661 code for a protein of 481 amino acids. Gene Ontology annotation, molecular function: monooxygenase activity; heme binding; iron ion binding. The record is from RefSeq and is a predicted model, not a curated record.